AUGGCGUCGACAGUUCAUACCAAUCCGCCGUGCGUGAUGCUCCGGGUGGAUAGGGAUAAAGUAAAGGACCCGCAGGGAAAUGUCGUUAUUCUCAAGGGUGCCGGCCUGGGUGGCUUCCUGAACAUGGAGAACUUCAUUACGGGAUAUGCUGGCCACGAGCAUGAGCACCGAGAGCAACUGGCCGAAAUGUUGGGCGAGGCGGAUGCCCAAUUCUUCUUUGACCGAUUCCUUCACCAUUUCUUCACAGACGCCGAUGCGCAGUACUUCCAGUCGUUGGGGCUGAACUGUAUUCGGAUCCCAAUCAACUACCGCCACUUUAUGGAUGAUAUGAACCCCGACGUGAUCAAGGAGGAAGGAUUCCGGUUGGUGGAUCGAUGCGUGGAGAUUUGCGCUCGGCACAAUCUCUAUGUCAUUCUUGAUCUUCACGCUGCCCCUGGAGGCCAGAAUCAAGAUUGGCACAGCGACUCGGGCAUCGCUCGAGCCCAAUUCUGGGAGUUCAAGGAUCACCAAGACCGCGCGAUCCAAUUGUGGGAAGCACUGGCCAAACACUACGUGGGGAACCCCGUCAUUGCGGGAUACAACCCGCUGAAUGAGCCUGCAGACCCUCACAAGACUGCAUCUGGGUUCUACGGCGCUCGUCUGAUCGAGUGGUACGCUCGUGCCGAGAAGGCCAUCCGUGCUAUAGAUCCCGACCACAUCCUCUGGGUCGACGGGAACACAUACUCGAUGGACUUCAGAGCAUUCCCAGAGGAGCCGCUGCCGAAUACCGUUUACGCCUGCCAUGAUUAUAGCAUGAUGGGGUUCCCAUUCGGCGAACAAUACGAAGGAACACAAGAGCAAAAAGACAAGCUCCGCGCCAGCUUUGAGCGCAAAGUCGAAUUCAUGAGGCAAAAGAACGUACCCAUCUGGAAUGGGGAAUUUGGUCCCGUGUACCAAGAUGAGCGGAAGGAAGGGGACAGUGCGAGGGAGACAAACAAAAAGCGGUUUGCUCUUCUCGAGGAACAACUCGCAAUUUACCGCGAAACCGGUGUUCACUGGUCCAUCUGGCUCUACAAAGACAUUGGCUAUCAGGCCAUGACGUAUGUAGACCCCGAGUCUCCGUACAUGAAGCUCAUCCAGUCAUUCGUGGACAAGAAGAAGAGUCUUGGUCUCGAUUUCUGGGGUGUUGCAAACAAAGACCAGGUCCAGCCGAUCUACGGGCCAUUCUUGGAGUCGCUCAAAUCCAUGGUCGACCCCAAGUUUCACAACGCCCGAUAUCCCAAGAUAUGGACGUUUGAGAGGCAUUUCGAGCGCGUCAUCCGAGAAUGCCUUCUAAGCGAAUAUGUCAGUCGCGAGCUUGCCGAACUCUUCCGCGGGAAGACCAGAGACGAGCUCGAGGAGCUGGCAGCAAGUUUUGCUCUAGACAAUUGUAAAAUGCGGGACGAGCUGAAUGAAAUACUUAGAAGGGAUGCUGGAAGAAGUUAA
Messenger RNA from Clonostachys rhizophaga, 1464 nucleotides. NCBI's taxonomy places the organism in Eukaryota, Fungi, Ascomycota, Sordariomycetes, Hypocreales, Bionectriaceae. The record is from the annotation of a GenBank genome assembly.